Molecule: messenger RNA, 1353 nt
Organism: Raphanus sativus (radish)
Lineage: Eukaryota; Viridiplantae; Streptophyta; Magnoliopsida; Brassicales; Brassicaceae
Product: protein yippee-like At3g11230
Exons: 7
Coding region: 612-1106 (164 amino acids)
Cellular component (GO): ubiquitin ligase complex
Source: RefSeq, a predicted model, not a curated record
UCCCAGUUGCUUAUGAAGAUUGCUUGUGAUAAUUGUAGUUAAAAAUAAAAGAAAAUUACCUUUUAAGUGAAACAACGUUGCUUAAUUAAGCAGAGAAAACAACGACGCUUAAUGGACACGCAUCAUAUUUUGGUCUCUCCGCCUCUCUCUCAUCUCUAUCUCUCUCCCUACCGAAUCGAAAACGUCGAUUGAUCUCCCCUCGUCUGAUGAAUCAGUCGGCGAUUCGGUUCAAUUUGUUCACCUCUCUUCGACGAUGAAGCAGUCGGAGUGUCUCUCGGUGGCUGUCGUCGACGAGUCCGCCUCUCUUUCGUGAGAUCAUCUCGACGAUGAAUCACUCGGCUUCUCUCGCGGUGGCUCUCCACGACGUCGGGGGAUUAUUAGUUUCUGGGUGUCUCUCUUUGCCGGAUUCUUCAUCUCCAUGUGAGUGUCGUUGGGAAGCAUCCAUGUGUCGUUGGUCGCAUUUCGUUGGGAAGCAUCCGUGUUGUACAUUGUACAUCGUUGGUCACAUGUGUCUUGUUUCUGCAAAUCAAUAUCAAGCACACAAGAAACAGGUCACUUGGAAACAAAGCUUAAGAUACUACCAGAUGGGUCUUCUGGAUUAGUACUAACAUAUGAGGAUACCGAAGGAGAUUGGAUGCUUGUUGGUGAUGUUCCGUGGAGAUCGGUUCCUUUGCUCUCCACUACUAAGGAGUACGAUCGAUUCGAAAAAAAAGAUGGGGAGAUUGUUCUUGGUGGAAUUGGAAGGCAAGUCCUACUGUUGCCGUCAUUGCAAAACUGAUAUCGCCCUCUGCGAUGAUGUCGUCUCCAAGUCAUUUCAAUCACGCCAUGGGAAAGCUUACCUCUUCAGUAAGGUAGCGAAUGUGUAUGCUGGGAAGAAGGAAGAUAGGAUGAUGAUGACCGGGAUGCACACUGUGGUUGAUAUUUACUGCGUCAAAUGCGGCUCUUAUGUUGGAUGGAGAUAUGAGUUUGCUUUUGAGAAGACUCAAAAGUACAAGGAAGGAAAAUCUGUUCUCGAAAGGUACAAGGUUUGGGGUCCAGAUGGGAACAAUUACUGGGUGGCUCAAGAAGUUGAAGCUGAAGCUGGAGAUAGUGAUACUGAUGAUUGAUGAUGAUGCUUCUUCUUCUUCUCAAAUAACUCAUUAUCUGAUUUGUACAUUCUCUCCUCCUCUUUCAUCUCUCCUAUCAUUCUUUUCAAUGUCUUUUUUUUUUCUCAUUGUCUGAACUCUGAACAAUCCAUCUUCCUUUAGGACACAUUCAGAGAUCAAUUGUUAUGUGUUGCAACCAUUUGUGGAACACUUACAAUUAGAAUAUCUCUCAUUAUCUUAUUUAUCAAAGCUUUUAAGUUCUUUUCUU